Messenger RNA from Vitis riparia (riverbank grape), 685 nucleotides. Its product is annotated as class I heat shock protein-like. The record is from RefSeq and is a predicted model, not a curated record. Bases 108 to 554 code for a protein of 148 amino acids. Gene Ontology annotation, biological process: response to salt stress; response to hydrogen peroxide; protein complex oligomerization. The transcript has a single exon. Lineage: Eukaryota; Viridiplantae; Streptophyta; Magnoliopsida; Vitales; Vitaceae.
UCUUUAUAUACUCUACUCAUUUGCGUAAGUUGCGUCAGCAAGCAAUCCUUCCGAUCUAAUAUUUGAUUCCUCCAAGAUUCUCAAUACAAAUUAAUACUUGCAAAAACAUGUCGCUCUUCAUUCCAAGCAGCAUGUUCGAUCCAUUCUCUAUGGAUAUUUGGGAUCCCUUCAAAGGCUUCCCUUUCUCCAAAACUCUUGCCGACCCUGAAAGAUCCGCCUUUUCUAGCACCAGUUGUGACUGGAAGGAAACUCCAGAUGCUCACAUCUUCAAGGCUGAUCUUCCUGGAUUAAAGAAGGAAGAGGUGAAGGUUGAGGUUGAAGAGGGCCCGGUGCUUCAAAUCAGUGGAGAAAGGAGCAAAGAGCAAGAAGACAAGAAUGGAAAAUGGCAUCAGAUUGAAAGGAGCAGAGGAAAGUUCCUUCGCAGAUUCAGACUUCCUGAAAAUGCAAAGAUGGAUGAGGUUAAAGCCAGCAUGGAGAAUGGUGUGCUUACUGUAACGGUUCCGAAAGAGGAGGUGAAGAAGCCUAAGGUCAAGGCCAUUGAGAUCUCCGGCUAGACAAUAUGCUCGGCAUUUCAAUUAGUUCCUUUGGGAAUAUCUAACAUGAGUGUGUGGAAGUAUUGUACUGUGCGUCUUGUUCAUAUUGUAAAUUUUAUUACAAUGUUAUAAAACAAGACUUCUUUUAAUUA